Messenger RNA from Emiliania huxleyi CCMP1516, 1043 nucleotides. RefSeq lists its product as hypothetical. Lineage: Eukaryota; Haptophyta; Isochrysidales; Noelaerhabdaceae. The transcript is spliced from 5 exons. The coding region runs from base 45 to 1043 and encodes 332 amino acids. The record is from RefSeq and is a predicted model, not a curated record.
GAGCUGGCCCGACGCCUUUGCCCUCGAUCCGCUCACCUCCGAGCAUGCGGCUAUUAAGUCUUCUGCAGCUGGCCUCUGCGUCCGGCUACGCCCUCCGAGGCGCCGCUCCGCAGCCCGCCGCCAGUGCGCCGCUUCGGCGGGCUCGCUCUCUCGCGAUGAUGCCAAACUCGAUCCUCGAGGAGGCGGCGGAGGCGGCGGUGCUGACGGACCCUCGCUCCUCCACAACGCCGGCGGCGGCGGCUGAGUGCGCGCACGGCGGCGGCGACACAGGCCGGAGCGCGCUGAUCCUCGGCUGGUUCUUCGCCAAGGACCGAGAGCUGGAGUACGUGCGGCGGAUGUACGCCAAGAAUGGCUUUGACGAGGUCGUGAUCCGGCCCUCAAAGGUCGGCCUCAUCUCAAAGCCGCGCGGCUGGUACCGCACCCUCCGCCGCCAGCUGCAGCCCGGCCGGCGCCGCGCCGAGCCGCGCAGCCAGAGCGUCGACAGCCAGAGCCUCGACAGCCUCGACCGGCACUUUGACGUGGUGCACUGCAUGAGCGGCGGCUUCCUCGCGCUGUACGUGCUGCUCCGCUCCAAGGUCGGCCUCCGCUUCUCCACCCUGCUCUGCGACUCAACGCCGAUCCUGCCAAAGCCGGCCGCCUUCACGCGAUUCGCGCGCGCGUACCUCGCCUCGAUCGGGCUGCGGCUGCCGCUCAAGCUGCUGCCCGAGCGGCUGCACCAGUGGCUGGUCGAGGGGCGCUGGUGGCUCUCCAUCUUUUACAUCAAGAUGAAGCACCGGCUGCUCACGCUGCUCGGCCGGCUGCAGGGCGUGGAGCUGAACCGGUGGAUGUCCGGGCCGGUGGACUGGGGCCUGAGCGGCGACUACGACCGCGUCGCGACGCACGCGCUCGGCACGAUCUACGAGGGCGCAGCGCAGUGCGCCGGGUCGGAGAUCAUCUUUCUGUACAACAAGGCGGACCCCUUCAUCGACCCUGCGGACGCGCGCGAGGUCGGCCUGGCCGUGCGCGAGGUCGAGACAAGCACAGACCACAUCAAGGCGCUCUGA